AUGUUCAAGAAGCUGAAGGAUAAAAUUGCCGAGGAGGUAAAACAGUCCCCUCAACGGUUCGAGCAGAUCUCCAAAGGAUUUCAGGCUGCCGUUAGCUCAGCAUCAUCAACUACCUCCGAAGUCUCUGGGAGCGAAAACUUUUUUAGCAUUACAGAAGAUGAUACUCCGCAAAACUCUCCGCUGAAGGGAAACUCCAUCACGCCGGUUAUGCAAACGUCGCAGGCCAACAACACUUCCGGCAGUAGCUCCGUAAUGUCGAGUUCGAGCCUUAACAAUGGCACAUCACCCUCAACAGGCGCCACAGGAACACCGAACUCAACCGUGGGUUCCGCGUCGCUGCAACGCGUCCGUCGCUUGUCCAAUUCUUCGAUGGCCAGCGAUGUUUCGUUUCGACUGCCAGCAUACGAUUCCCCCGCUAUCUAUCAUCUCGAAACGGAUGUGGAUGUGUCGGCGAGCGAAACCGAAUCAGUGGCCGGUUCGGUAGGCAACAGUCCAAACCAGUUGGACCUCGUGAGCAAGGACAAGCUGUUUCAGGCGUACAAAAAGGCACUCGAUCGGUACCAGAAAUACCGAGAGCGGUACACGGAACUGGCGCGUCGAUAUCGCGAGCUGGAAAAGGACAACACCAAAGCGCGAGCAGUGCUGGGCGAAACACAAGACAAAGCGCUGCGGCGGAUGAGCGAACUGAGGGAACAGUGCGUGCUGGAGCAGCAAGCCAAGGCCCAUCUGGAUUCUGCCCUUCGCAUGGAGAUCGACGAGCUGCAGUGUGUGGUCAAAACCCUGCGUUCCAAGCUGGAGCUUGUCGGUGACCAUAGUGGCAGUUCGAACGGCACGGAGUCCGAUCUAAUCUCGCUCGGGGCAGAAGACUCGCUACGGGACACAGGGCCACUAGAAGAUCGCAUCAAGGCGCUCGAGUCGAAGCUUAACGAUGAGCUGCGCCAAAAGGCAGUGCUCAAUCUGGAGGUGAGCGAACUGAAGAAGCGCGAAGAAGAGCACACGAUCACGAUCGCAGAAAACAAGAUGGCCAUCCACUCGGAGCUGGAAGCGAAAGAGGCCGAAGUGCGCAAGCUGAAGGAACAGUUGACUGCGUUCGAAAAGAACAUGAAACAAACCCUACUGGAGAAGGACGGACUAGGGAAAGAGUUAUUCGAAGUUCGCAAGGUUGCGGCCAGGGUGAAAGAACUGGAAAGUACUUUGAGCACGUGCAAUGAACAGAAGAAUAAGUUGGAGUCGAAAUUUAUCGAUUUCGAGCGCACGAUCAUGGAGCUGGAGAAGGACAAGCAGCAACUGAAGGCCACAAACCUGACCCUCGACUACGAGAAGAGUGAGCUACAGAAAAAGGCGAGCGAAAUAGAGGCAAAGACGGCAACACUUGCGCAAGAACGUGAUUCGUUGGCCGCAAGGAUAAAAGACCUCGAGCAGACGGCCCAUGACUCGCUGGACCGUUCGUUGGAAAUCGAUUCUCUUACGCAGCAACUCGAGGAAGCGAAACAAAGUGAGAUGUCGUCACUUGAAAGAAUCGGCACCAUCGAAGCGCGACUGACGGAAAAGGAAGAACGACUCUCCACGGUGCAAUCCGAACGAGACGAUUUAGAGCAAAAGAUAAGCGAAACGGAGAGUUUGCUGCGGGAACGUGAGAAGGAAAUCGAACGAUUAGAGCAGCAGCAUUCUUCGCAAGUCGAACUGCGGCGCGAAGCACUCCACCAGAAGCUGCAACAUGCCGAAGACGAACUGGCAGCGUGCCGCAAAGCACAAUCGUUGGACCAGGAGAAGUUACUCGAGCUGACGCAAGCACUGGACGCGGCAAAGGAGCUACACGAUCGAGAUCGAAAGAGCAACGAGGUCAGUCUGAAGGAGGUGUUUGAGCGCAACAACGAGUUGUCCGAACAGCUCGAUCAGUUCAAGGAGAAGCUCGAGAAGGUGAACGCAAAGUUCAAAAAGUUAACCGACGAAAAGAACGUAUUACGUGCGGCCAACGAUGGGCUCUCGGGCGAGUUGAAGCAGUGCCGCCAGGAACUGAAGCAGCUGGCCAGCCAAAAACAGACACUAUCGGACGAGGUGCGCAAUCUGAAGAUCAUCAACGAGAACUCGGAAUCGGAAGCCCUGCGAUCGUUGCAGGAAUCGAUGCGUGCAUCGAUGGCGACCGCCGAGGAGAAGCUGCUUGAAACGACUCGCGAUCUCAACCAUGUGCUAGAGCUAAAGUCGGAGGAAAACCGUCGACUGUCCGAGGAGCGCGACGAACUGGUGGAGAAGCUGGACGGUGUUCAUCGCGAAAAAACCGACCUGGUGGUGGAGGGUGUAAAUUUGCGGACAAAGAUCGAAACGAUCCGCGGCGAAAAGAAAGACCUAGAAAAGACGCUUGAGCGGGAGAUACGUGAAAAGACGGAGCUGAAGGCACAGGUCACCAACAUCCUGCAGGAGAUCGGUCGUCUAGAGGAGCAGCUGAAGGACGUGAAAGAGGCACAUUCCAAAAUACUGGACGAAAAGCAGACGCUCGAGGAGAAGAUCGAGCGAUUGCAGCGCGAUCACUGCGAGGCACGCUUGAAGCUUGAAAAGGACACGCUUGGGAAGCUGCAGGCAAAGGUGAAGGAACAUGAAACUAAACUGCACGAGGUGGAGUGCGAAAAUUCGCAACUGGCCGAGAAGAACUGUUUACUCGAGGAGAGCAGCCGACGGACCGUGGAGGAACUGAAGAAAUUGAACCAGUCUAUGAAGGACGAGGAAAGGCGCUUACGAGAGGAGCGGGAGCGCUGUGAGCAGCUGCAGGAGCAGGUUAAGACGGUCACCGAUCAGCUGGGCCAGUGCAGCGGUGAUCAUGCGAAACUGUUCAAUGAGAAGGAGCUGCUCGAUCACCAGCACCGCUCGCUUCAGGAUGCUCUUGAAGCGAAGGAAAAGGAAAAACUCUGCGUUCUCGAUACGAACAAGUGCCUCGAGGAAGAACUGGCGAAGCUGCGGACCGAGAACGAUUAUCUAAAGGGGAAGCACAACGAACUGAAGGUGCUACUCGAAAGCGACAAACGAAGACUGAUGGACCAGAACGAUGCGCUGCAGCGGCAAAUGGAAGAAUUGGCCCGCGAGAAGCAAUCACUCGGUCGCAAUGCGACCGAUCUCGAGAAGCGUCUCGCUAGCUACGAGGAGGUGAAGAUCGAAAACGAAUACCUCAACACGCUGACCAAGCAGCUCCAGGGCGAGGUACAGGAAGUGAAAGGAAAGUUAACGGGGAAGGAAACCGAACUGGCCGCUGGGCGAACCAAGCAGAGCCAAACGGAAUCGAUGCUCGAGGAGCGCGACCAGGAGAUCACGAAGCUAAUCAACGAGUUCGUGGCAAAGGAACAAAAGCAGGACCGCGAACACCGGGAACGGAUCCAGGAGCUCGAAGAGCGUAAUCGCGCGGAACUGGAAGCCCUGACCGAGCGGUUAACGGGCGAGAAGCAAACAUUGGAAACGGCCCAGAGCGAGCUGAAAGAGAAACUGGCCGAAGCUACCUCCGAACGGGAUGUGGCCAACGAAACGCUUCGAACGCUGCGAGAAGAGACCGAGGAACGGGCGAAGGAAGUGGAGCGGAUACGAAGCGAACUGGCAGCGGUGCAGGAGUUGAGGUUGGAAAACGCAAACUAUGUCCGCGAUCUGGAUGAACUAAAAAGCGAACUGAAUGGUGCGAUCGCGGAGAAGUUGCGGCUCGACGAGGAAAAGAUCGACGAAGAGCAGAAGCUGCGCGAUCGGCUGCGGAAGGCCGAAGAAGCGUCCUCCGAGGAACGGCAUCGAUUGGUCACCGAGAACGAAGGGCUACGAACACGGUUACAGGAAUUCAAACGUGAAACCGAGCAAUCUGUCCGCCGGUUUGAAGCGGAAAUCGAGCAGCUGAAGCGAGUCGAACCGGCCGCAGUGGCCAAAGUGGAAACACCAUUGGCAGCGGAACAACCGGCGUACGAUGAACUGCGGAACAAAAAGGAAGAGCUGGAGAACAAGCUGAAAAAGAUCAUGCACGAAGUACAGGACGUCUCGAACCGGAACCUGUUUUUGGAGCAAAAGUGUGAAAACUAUCUGAUACUGGAGCAAUCGAACGAGCGGCUCAAGCUGGCCAACGACAAGUUGUCGCGACAGUUGGAUGAAACUUUGGUAUCGCUGCAUCACAAUGAAGGCAUUGCCGCCAACACCGAGUUCGAGUACUUACGAAACAUUCUAUUCCAGUACCUCAGCGGAAGCGUAACCGGUAACAAUAGCACGCUGGUGAAGGUGAUAGCUGCGGUGUUGAAAUUUUCACCCCAACAGACGCAGGUUGUGAUGGAAAAGGAGGCCCAUCGGAGGUCUUUGAUGGGCCAGAUAAACAAUUUGCUAUAGCAGGAAAAGACGUUGGCCUUGCAACGGCAGCAGCCGGCACAGCAUCGGGCGCGUAGCGGGUUUCAGUUCUUCUAGAAAAAAGCAAAACGAAGGAUGGAAUUUAAUGUGAACUGUUGCGUUAUGUAUAUUAUGUGUCUCUCAUUCAUCGUUUACAUUUGUUGGUGGAGACGACGAUGUAUUUAUAUUUUCUAUGUUUUGUGGCCACACGCCCGGGAGACAUAUCGUACCGUACUACUACCAUAUUUAUCUUACCGUUCAUCCGCUGUAGAUCAUAUUUUAUUGCUUAUCUUUGUACUAUUUUUGUUCGGUUUUCUCUUUCCACUUCCACUAAUGGACCCCAUCUUGUCGAUAAGAAUGGUUGAAAUAGCCAGAGGAUUAUAGCAAAGGCACGUGAUCAAAGUUCCGACUCAGACUUAAACCCGCAAGAUCGAUUAGAUAGCUAAAAGUGUGGCUCAACCAGCGGCUAAUGUGUUCAAUUGAGGAAAGAUAGUUGUGCAGAGGUGAAAAAACCUUUUACCGAAAACCUUCUCCUACCAGCCAAUACUAUUCGUACCAAGUUUACGUAGUGAAAGUAAUUGAAUAAUCAAAAACACUCUUACAGGGCAACGGACAGGGAGAGUAGGCAAGCAAUAAUUUAGCAAUUUUCUCUUUCAUUCACACGGCAUUUUUGGUUUGCAUUUUGGUUAACUUUUUUCAACCCCUUAUUCAUCUCUUCUUUUUGUUUUUUUACGUGUUUUCGAUGAUAAGUUUAAAGCCAAUCGGCUGCGUAGAGUACUGGCGAGUUGGCGUGUUGUUUCGAGUGCAAUACGAGUUGAGAAGGAAUAGGUCGAAUAUUAAUAACUUUAACGUUUAGUUUCUGUUCGAUGUACAUUUAUAAUUCUAGCCAACAUAACACAAAGCCCACUCAGAUGGUAAGAAGCAGAAUUUGUAGGCCCCCGGCGCAAAAGAGCAUUAUUUAAAUGAUUGGAGUGACAGUCGAAAGAAAUCGAAUUCGCCAAAUCGCACCAAAGCAUGCUCUGGCGAGAAAUUUUCUCACGAUUAUUCCGUUUGCCGAACUGCUGUAUACGAAGCGCGCGAAUGAAACGCAUUUGAUACUGCAAAACAUUCACUUUAACGAACGAAAUCGAGGAAAAGCCGUGCGCAAAACUAAGCGCCACUGUUUAGUCAAUGCCUUUCGCGCGGCCUGAGGCGGGAAAACCGGAGCAAGAUUUGUUUUCCUCGCUCCGGAAACAAUAGACUUGUGGUUUGACAAAACGAAUGACAGAGUCAUUGGGGUGAAUGUUUUGCGUUAUCGUAAAUUUCAUAGACACCGUACCAUCAAUCAGUAAAUCAGAAACGACAGAAGAUAAUGAACACUUUUAAACAUUUGAAGCUUAUGCAAGAUGUUUAGUCUUUCAUUGCGAUUCAAGCUCAUUCGCUUCAUCUUCCCAACAACGGACACGCGCGCGCCUGCUGAGCUUCUACCCAGCUGGAUGUUGCGGAUUGUUUCCUUACUAGUUGCUAAACAUGUUAACUAAUCUAGAGCUAAUGAACACACACUCACUCACGCACGCAUUACAGCGGAUUAAACGAGAAAUGUUGUUAAAAGGCGUCGAAAGAAACCAACACAAAACCCCUCUUAGCAAAAACAAAUCUCACAAAUGAAACAUUUGCGUCGUUUUAUUUAAAAGUAACUACAAUACAAUAUUCUUUUGUGAGCCAGCUUCGUGGCAUCUUUUUCGUCCUUACCCUGCCGGCUACGCGCUCGUUGCCUAGCUACCGAUGCACACACGAUGCACACGCUAAACUAAGAGAUCGUGUAUGGAAGGUUAUUAAAAACGGCAGAUGGGUUAGCAACAAAUAUAUGCUCUGAUCCAAGCUCACGAUGAGUAGAGAAAAGUGGAACGCUGCCUCUUGUUUUUCUUACAAUGGAGUCACUCGCUGGUCAGGCACGGUGGGGUGCGAUUCCGUGCGUGCAUUC
This is a messenger RNA of Anopheles bellator, 6301 nucleotides long. RefSeq names its product myosin-10 (gene Golgin245). Gene Ontology annotation, molecular function: small GTPase binding. The coding region runs from base 1 to 4341 and encodes 1446 amino acids. Gene Ontology annotation, cellular component: Golgi apparatus. The transcript is spliced from 6 exons. The record is from RefSeq and is a predicted model, not a curated record. NCBI's taxonomy places the organism in Eukaryota, Metazoa, Arthropoda, Insecta, Diptera, Culicidae. Gene Ontology annotation, biological process: Golgi vesicle transport.